CCAGCAUAGAAUCAUAAAUACUUAACGGGUGUAUUUGUUUAUUUCAAUAAAAAAAAACUAACAAAAAAAAAACAGGCUACGUAAUAAUGUUUAUAGCAGAAACUUAUGACCAAUGAAACGGAGGCACGCCCCGGUUCGGCUGUAAAACUCGUCUCCUCCUCCUUUCUGGGUUAAAGUCUGUAUCAGAACCAGUCCACAGCGGAACUCAAACGGACUGUAWUCCACUUCGAACCGAACACUUUGGAAAAUAGUUUCUUUUUUCUCUCUCCCCUCCAGUCCCGAUGGCUCGCCUGCUGAAAUGCAGCAUGCUCCUUCUCCUGACUUUCUUCCUCACGCUUGUUUUUGUGAGGGGAGAGUGGAUCGUGGCGCCCAGAAAGCUUGUGGAGAACGUAGAUUACACAGGCUACGACUUUAUCGCUAGGAUUCGCUCUGAUAAGGAGAAUUUCACAAAGAUAAAGUAUGAAUUACACGGUCCUGGUGUUGAUGAAGAUCCUAUUGGGAGAUUUGCUGUUGACCAAAAUACUGGCUAUGUGAAAGUCUAUCAAAUUCUGGAUCGAGAAGAAAUCUCUACGUACUAUUUAAGUGGUGUGGCAAAAUACCCUGAUGGGUCUCGUGCUGAAAAGGAUGUUGCCCUUACAAUUAAAGUUGAUGAUGUCAAUGACAAUUCACCAGUCGUUAAAACACAGCAAGUUGGGGAAGUCACUGAGAAUUGCAAAGCAGGGACUGUUGUCAUGAGAGUAAUAGCUACUGAUGCUGAUGAUCCUCAAACUCCUAAUGCUCAAAUCGCAUACCGAAUUGAUGAAAGGAGUGCCGGAGCUGACAUGUUUGAAAUCAACUCUAAAACCGGAGAGAUCAGGGUUAAAAAGAGUAGUAUAGACAGGGAGACCAAAGACACAUACAGGUUGAAUAUUAUUGCCUCUGACAUGAAUGGACAAGGAGGAGGAAACUCAGGAAGCGGUGAAGUUGUGAUUAAAGUUUUGGACCUAAAUGACAAUAUUCCAAAGCUGGAAAAAGAAUCGUACGAGGGGAGCGUGGAAGAGAACACAGUUGGUAUGGAAGUGAUGAGGAUUAAAGCCACGGACAUGGAUUUAAUCAACACAGACAACUGGCUUGCUGUCUAUGAGAUCGCUUCUGGGAAUGAGGGAGGUUAUUUCAGCAUUACAACUGAUGCUGCUACAAACGAGGGGGUCAUCACAGUAAACAAGGCCCUUGACUAUGAAGAAAUAAAGGCACUAGAUUUGGGUGUGAGGGUUCACAACAAGGCAGGCUACGAUUUUGGCUCUGGCACCGGGUCAAUGACGGGUGCAGGAGCAGGUAAAACGUAUCCCGUCAAAAUAAAUGUACUCAAUCAGAAGGAGGGUCCCCGUUUCCAGCCCACUGUAAAAGUGGUGCCCGUCUCUGAGGACAAAUCAUCAUUCUCCGUCAGCAAAGUCAUCACUACCUACUCUGCUAUUGAUAGUGACACACUAAAAACUGCCACCAACGUGAGAUACGCAAAGUUGCAUGAUGAAGACAACUGGUUGUCAAUUGAUGAAAAGACAGCAGAAAUCAGGAUGAAUAAAUUACCCGAUCGAGAGUCUAUAUAUCUAAAGAAUGGAACAUACUAUGCCGAAAUUAUAUGCAUUUCCAAUGAUGUUCCCUCGAAAACUGCAACAGGGACCAUAGCCAUUCAGGUGGAGGACUUCAAUGAUCACUGCCCAGAAAUCACCUCCACAACUCAGACCAUGUGCUUCGAUGAUAGUGUCAUUUAUGUCACUGCUGUGGAUAAAGACGAGUUCCCCAAUUCAGCACCGUUUCACUUCAAUGUGAUUGGAGACGACAAUCAGAAAUGGAUAGUGGAACCUUUAAAUGAAACCUCAGUCAUUCUGCGAGACCAAGCCCACUUGUGGCCAGGCAAAUACAGUGUGAAACUGGAGGUCGCAGACCAGCAGGGAAAGAUGUGCGCUGAUGACCAAGUAAUAGAUUUAUUGGUGUGCACAUGUGAAAAAGACGCUAAAACUUGUGCCGCACGUAGUUCUAGUUCUUCAGCUUUUGGAAUCGGCGGCAUCUUGCUAAUGCUGCUAGGACUGCUGCUUCUACUGUUGGUUCCCCUUCUUCUGCUGCUCUGCCUGUGUGGAGAUGCGGCAAGAGAGUUCAAGGCUUUGCCUUUUGAUGCAAAAGAACAACUCAUCUCCUAUCACACAGAGGGACAAGGAGAAGACAAGGAAGUUCCUCUCCUACAAAUUCCACUGAAUGUUGAUGGUGGUAUGAGUGGAACAGACAUCAAAAUGAGUGGGAGAAAGGAUUACGUGACAGGUUUGGUUGAAACGGAUGCAGCUCUAGGCGGAGGAUUAACCAUGACAGGACAGGACUCGUACUUGUACAACCGAUAUGGGUACUCCAGCGGGCAACAGCACAUGGGCUUUACAGAUGGAGGGAUGAUGGGAGGACAAGACAUCCGUUUCACCAAUUACGAAUAUGGGGCCUUUGAUGGAUUGGCCCUGCCAGAUCACCUUCUGGGGCAGUACUAUUCACAAAAAUCAGAGGAAGUGUCACAGCAAAAUCAACAAAACGAACAAUUCCAGGUCUACGGCUAUGAGGGUCAAGGGUCGUUGGCAGGUUCUGUAGGUUGCUGCAGCAUCCUUGAAAAUGAAAAUGACCUUGCUUUCCUUGAUGACCUGGGGCCAAAAUUCUUAACACUGGCUGAGAUUUGUCACGGAGGAUCUCUGGUGAGCAAGUCGGUGGAUGUAGAAGUUUCUCGUCCCCCAGUCAAACCGAUGCCUCAGAUCAGGCCUUCCGCCUCGACUCAUGUCCAUACUCACACGGAAACUGUCCGAGACAGGGACCACGCAAACGUCAACACCCAUAACACCUCCAAAGUAGCGUCCGGGUCCUCAACGAUCAUUCAAGAAGAGCGAGUUACCGAGAGAACUCACGGUUCUGCAACUGUUCCCAGUAUACAAGUUCAGGAAAAUAGGGUCAUUCCAAAUCAAACACUGCUCAUACAGCAGCCCACUAUGUACUAUGCUGCUACGCCCAUGUAUGUUGUUGAGUCCAAGCCACAAAUGGUGCUUGUUGCAGGUGGAACCCAGCAGGCAGUUGGCCAGGUGAGCCAAGCUGGGUUUAGUCAGGGUAUAAUGCAGGUUGGUGGCCUCCAAGGUUCUCAGGGCAUGGUCCUUGUUGAAGGGCAGGUAGGAAUGGGUGGAGUGGCAGGGCAGACAGCACAUGGCCUUUCUCAAGGCAAAGUGUCUGAAUCUACUCAAGUGUUUGUAGUCCAGAAUGGCUCCACUGGAGCAACACACAGUGCAAACUUAGUGCAGGGCAUUGGUCAAAUGGGGCAGGGGCUUGCUUCAAYGCUGGCAUCUUCAGAUGCCAGAGGUAAAGGGGUGCAGCAGGUAAAAUCUUUUUCAAUGAGUUCACGUGGUUCUGCAGGAUCAAAGGAGGACGUUGCACAGAUAACUGCACCAAAAGUUCAAGGAAACCAGAAGGUGGUAACGCAGCAUAAAAAAGUCACAAUAACAAAGAAAAAUGUUGAGUCUAGCACAAAUCUCUAGAUGACCCCCUUGUGUAACCUAGUCACUAAGGUUAGAUACAAUUACAAAGAUUUCUAUUGAGUAAAAUGCACUAUAGUACUUGUAUUGCUGCAAACCGUUUUAAAAUAUAACAAAAUAUGAAGAGUGUAAACAGCUUGACAUGAAGCUUUAUUUUGUGUUUACUACUAAUUUUAUGUAGGUCUAAAUGAACCCAGUUAUUUAUUAGUGUUAAGUAAAUUUACAAAAGUAAACAAUAUUUUAUAGGCAUUAUCUGACUUUUAUCAUUACACCAUAGAUAAUUAACAUCCAUUUCUGAGUUGAAAAAUGACCAGUUUCUACAUUUGAGCCAUUUUUUUUUUGGUUUAAACUACUAUAAUUCAAAUUAAAAGCUAGGCUAAUUUACAUUUUUUAUUUACAUUUCACACAAAAUCACAUCUCUUGACACACCUCUGCCCUUAGCAACAAAACGAUGGAAAGAUCUUGGAGACAAAGCAAGCUUCUUGUUCUAGAAACAGUUGUCGGAUUAAAGACUUCCUGUUUAUUAAACACCAAACCUGCUUAACAAGUUUAAAAGAGAAACCACUGCACAGGUUUAAUUUAUUCUGGCUCCAGUUUUUCCUUAAACAUAACUCUGAAUUCACUGUGCCAUUUAAUUAUCACAGACAAGUCAUUAAAACAUUCACUAAAAUAAUAGUUUUUGUUAUUGUUGUGUUUUUUUUUUCAAAUGCAAAUUUUUGUACAUUAAAAAGUGUUGAAUGCCAAAUCACAAAAAUGUGUUUGUAACAGAAUCUAGAUUUUUUUUUUGCAAGCCAAGUUUGUGCUAGUGUUGCAGUUUGACUUUUAGUAAAUUAGAAUGUUUCCGUUUAUGUAUUUCUGUUAGUUAUAUCUGUUUAAAACAACAUUUAGGUAAUAUGGGUUGCCUGAGUAUGCAAUGAUGUCCUUGCUAAACACUGAAAGUAUUUGUUGGGUGCUUUGGUUUCACACUGCUCUUUUUGUUGUGGAAAAAAAAAACGUUUUUUAUCUUUUGUAAUUUGCUGGGAAAGAGCAGUGCAGUACUGAGCUUUAUGACAAAUAUGUCAUAUUUUUCAUUCUGAUUGGUUUUUAAAGAUUGUAUGUGUGUAUAUUCAUAUAUAUGUAUGUAAAUAAUGUGUGUCAGAGGCAAUGAAUGUUUUAUAACAUAAUUGUGAUCUCAUUUGGGAAUUUCACAAUUUUGAAGGAUUUGGAUGGCAAGAGUGUGUUUGUUUAAAGAGUUUUUUUUUCUUAUUUCUAAUAAAAUAUUUCUCAUUCA
Messenger RNA from Austrofundulus limnaeus, 4800 nucleotides. Its product is annotated as desmoglein-2. The coding region runs from base 282 to 3533 and encodes 1083 amino acids. Lineage: Eukaryota; Metazoa; Chordata; Actinopteri; Cyprinodontiformes; Rivulidae. The record is from RefSeq and is a predicted model, not a curated record. Gene Ontology annotation, molecular function: calcium ion binding. The transcript is spliced from 14 exons. Gene Ontology annotation, cellular component: plasma membrane; desmosome. Gene Ontology annotation, biological process: homophilic cell-cell adhesion.